Molecule: messenger RNA, 555 nt
Organism: Cordyceps militaris CM01
Lineage: Eukaryota; Fungi; Ascomycota; Sordariomycetes; Hypocreales; Cordycipitaceae
Exons: 2
Coding region: 1-555 (184 amino acids)
Source: RefSeq, a predicted model, not a curated record
AUGCAUAACAACACGCACUGCCUGGCGAAGGAGCAGAUUCAGGGCGCCGACAACUUUACCGACGAUGAGAUUUGGACGCUUAUUGACUUUGACCCGAGCAGGGCGAAGCCGUGCCUGGGUGAGCUUCACCUGGCGCGGGUGUGCAGCACGCGGCUGCGCGUCGCCGUCGCCUGCCACGAAACGUGUCCGGAGCACGACCCUGUUGUGGCAGCCAAGAUGCGGACACGGGACAAGGCGCGCCUUUUGGCACUCGUGUACGCCGUUGCCUAUUCAGCUCUACGGUAUACUGACGCUGCCGCCGUCUACCGUCCGGACCUGGGCGGCGUCCUCGCCCGACGUGAGCCUCUGCUAUCCGGCCACGGACAGAGGCAGUGGCUGGCGUGGCCGCUGACGGUAGCGGGGGACGAUGAGGACGCGCAGGCGAUGCAGGCGUUUGUGGAUGAGUGCCACCUGGCCAUCUGGAGGAUGCCCGACGUGUCCAACUCGUCCAUCACGGCGCUGGACAAGCUAGUCACAGGUGUUUUGCGGCCCGCACUUGACGGAGGAUUGCUUUGA